Molecule: messenger RNA, 5513 nt
Organism: Poecilia reticulata (guppy)
Lineage: Eukaryota; Metazoa; Chordata; Actinopteri; Cyprinodontiformes; Poeciliidae
Gene: b3galt9
Product: beta-1,3-galactosyltransferase 9
Biological process (GO): protein O-linked glycosylation
Cellular component (GO): Golgi membrane
Molecular function (GO): hexosyltransferase activity
Source: RefSeq, a predicted model, not a curated record
AAAGACUCGAUGUUACAGAGAUCAGGUGGGAGUGAGUACCAGAGUUUGGGAGCAGAGCGGCUGAAUGCUCUGCUUCCCAUAGUGACAAGACGAGCAGGGGGAACGGUGAGAGGAUCUGAGAGAACGGGUGGGUGUGGCAAUGUGAAGGAGGUCUGAGAGAUAUGAAGGUGUGAGGUUGUGAACUACUUCAAAAGUUAGAAGAAGUAUUUUAUAGUUGAUGCGAUAUGUGAUUGGAAGCCAAUGGAGCUGUUGUAAAAUAGGUGUGAUGUGAUGAAUUAAAGGGGUCUGUGUAAUGAUUCGAGCAGCUGAAUUUUGAACCAAUUGUAAUUUAUGCAGAGUUUUCUGUGGCAAACCAAAAAGUAGAGAAAUACAAUAGUUUAAACGAGAUGUGACCAAACUGUGGACCAGAACAGCAGUGGAGUGCGGAGUGAGAGAAGGACGGAGACGGCAAAUAUUUCGGAGAUGAAAAUAAGCUGAUGAUAUUAUUGACAUGGGAGGCAAAAGAAAGGGUGCUAUUGAGGAUGACACCCAGUCUCUUAACCUGAGGGGAGGGGAAAAUGGAGGAGUUAUCAACUGAAAUGGAGAAAUUACUUACUUAGUACCAAUUAAUUAGUACCAAUUAAGAGAAGUUCAGUUUUACUGGAAUUUAAUUUGAGGGAGUUAAGAGUAAACCAUUGUUUUAUUUCAAGAAGACAAUCAGUGAGGGAGGAAUAUGGAAGCAUGGAACUAGGUUUGAUUGAAACAUAGAGUUGGAUGUCAUCCGCGUAGCAGUGAAACUGGAUGUUGUGUUUGCGAAAAAUAUUACCAAGGGGUAGAAGGUAAAUGAUAAACAACAAGCGUCCCAGGACAGAGCCCUGGGGAACACCUGAGGAGAAGGGAACUGGGCGAGAGGAAAAUGAUUUUAACUGAACAAACUGAGAGCGGCCUGAGAGAUAUGAACGAAACCAGUUGAGAGGUGUAUUUACAAUGCCAAGAGAGGAUAAUCUGUCAAUAAGGAUGUAAUUAAUUUAAUUUACUCGGUAUUGAGAGACAUUAUUGCACCAUAUAACACCAGCCACAAUUUUAUGCUUUUAAGAUUGUCUUAAAAUAAUAAAGUAACUCAAAUAAAGCAAAGUUACUGAAAAUAAAUGUUCCACUCACUCCUGCAUUAAUCACUUUUCAUUUAUUUAUUUUUUUGUUUCUUACCUUAUUUAAAACUUUACUUUCAAGCUUAAAUAGGGAUAUUUUUUUCUGUACAAUCCAUUUAUCCUAUAGAGAGUUUGUACAGCUUUUACAAUUAAAGAGAGUGAGAAACUAUCAUGGUGACAGAUUUUGUCAUUUAAAGCUCACUGCGAUCAAUGUUUUUCCACAGUGGGGGGAAGCCAUGUAUUUGGAAAAGCUGCUGCAUGUAAACACUCAACCCUAAGAUUUAGUUAGGAGAUGUUCCAUGAAUCAGCAGUGCUAACCACCACAUGACUCUUAAACUUCACUCUUAAAAUACUCAAGACAUGAUGGUCUGUGGAAAUAUAGCUGUAUCAGCAUUAGAUUAAGUGCAGAAUUUGCACCAGUUACAACAUUCACAUGGAUUCUCAAUAAAUGGCUUUAAAAACCCAUCAACUGUGUUUUUCACUGGGCCAGAAAAAACAUUCAACUAGAACUUGAUGAUGUCCCGCUGUACCUGUAAAACAUUUAAUCUCUUCACAACCCUCCAACGUUUAAAUAAUAAAGUUUUAUAAGUCACAGCUUUUCUAAUAAAAGGCCAAGUGCCAUUCGUCUUACUCCAUUUAUAAUUUGAAUCAAUAUUCUGAAAUCUUUUCCAGGGCCUAUAUUUUAAUUUUGACAUCUGCAACAUAUUGCUUGUCAAAUUAAUAAGAAUCCAGUAAGGGAAUAUUAUUCAAAUAAUGUGACCUACACAUUGCCUAAUAGGUCAAGUUUGAUCGAUAAAAUUUUAAGAAAGGUUCACCUUUUGGAGCUACUGUUUAAACAUGUCAGUAAAUUAGUAUGCAUACUGUUAGAUACACUCUUCUAAAUGAGGACUUUACCAUAGGGUGCAGAGUUACAUGCUUCUUAAUACCAUCCUACAGUCUGUUUUGUAGGCCAAACUGUUCGAUUUUGGUCUCAUUUGAUCAGUGUCAUUUAUUUGCUUCAGUAGUUUGUGGUGAAUGGUGAAUCUUUAACGAUCUUUUGGCUUUAAUCAGCUACUCUUUCUACAUGUCACUGAAUUAGUAUGCAUAAUGUAAGACGGACUCCUCGAAAUCAAGAUCUCUAUUGGGAUCAGGGUGCACAGUUACAUGCUCCUUGGGUUUCAUGAAAGUGGAAACCCUGUGUGGUCAGCUGUUAUUGUGGUAGAGCCUUCUGCCGUGGCGGGUCCAAUCAUCACUUGCAGCUAAUAAACAGAUGAGCAACGAAGCUUUUGCAGCAGCUGUCAUGCAGUGCUGUUUGUGUAAGAUGCGUACCCAUCAGUGGUGUUUCCUCCUGUUCAACAUCUUGCUGUUCCAUGCACUGCUGUUCGGGGCAGAUUUUGUCGAGGAGUACCUCCUGCAGCCGUCCCCCGUGGUUUACACUGAUGGCAUGGUUGCAGAUGUGAGGGAGAGAGCAAGAAAACUGGACUUGAGCACCGCAAGGCAGAAUGUAUCCAGGGAUUAUAUCAUUUCUAAUCCCGAUGCCUGCAGAAAACCCGACCUCUUCCUCCUCGCUCUGGUCUUCAGCUCCCCGGCCAACAUCACCCAAAGAAAUGCAGUGAGGAGAACGUGGGCAAACCAAGCACAAAUUCAAGAAUCUCCCAUUAAGGUACUCUUCUUCACAGCAUCGACUGAAUCUUCUACCACCCAACAGGAUCUCAUCAAAGAGUCUGAACUUCAUGGUGAUUUGAUCCAAAGCCGUGUCGUAGAUGUGUCGCCCCUCUAUGGAGCAAAGGAGAACACACUGCUGGCUCUUCGUUGGGUAAUCACUUUCUGUCCUCGCGCACGUUUGGUUCUGUUGACUGAGGACUCUGUGUUCAUAAACCUACCUGCCAUUGGGAGCUACCUGCGGGGGCUUCACAGGAAUUCAGAAGACCUAUAUCUAGGCAGAGUGAUCCAGAAACAGUCCCCUGAUAGGAACCCCAACAGCCCACGCUACCUGUCCCGCAUUCUCUACCCUGACAAGUAUCUACCAGAAUACUGUGAAGGAACUGCUUACAUUUUGUCACAGGAUGUGGCCCGUAAAGUCUACGUUGCAUCGUCGUCGGUCCUUGCCCCCAUUCCGGCUGACGUUUUUGUAGGUUUCUGUGCUCAGAAAGCGGGCGUCACACCAACUCACAGUGCCAGGUUCUCAGGAGAGAGACAUAUCCAUUACAAUGCUUGCUGCUACCGACAUCUGUUCAGCUCGGCAGGAAUGGGGAGUCAGGAGCUGGAACGAGUGUGGCAAGACCUUGAACAGAAAGGUGGAAAAUGUUCCCUGCUUAAGACGUACUCUGGCCUUGUGGCCUGCAAAGUCCGCACAUAUUUGGAUAAAAUGUUGUUACAAAACUCAAAAGAGCAGACUUGAUUGUAUAAAUUAAAAUGGCAUAACACUUUGUUCAGAGUAUUUCUGUUAGUUUGCUUUUGUGCACUCUCAGGUGUUACAACAAAAAUCUAAAUAAGCUGAAGUGUAAGACUUGACAUCUGAAAAGAUUAGCCUCUGAGUAUUCAAUGGAUGGAUUAGAUGGAAACCGAUUAUUUUUAAAUCUUUUUUCUUGAUUGCUUCGUGUUUUGUGAGAACCUGGUUUGGCCCAGUGAAUUUCAUACUUUUUCUGUUUUUCACCUACUACUAAUUGUUAGGUUGAUUUAACUGAAACCUCCACCAAACAAAUGUAAAGUUUUAAGCAUAAUGUGUCUAGAAGCUGAUGGUUCUAUUUGUGGUAUGUUUGAUCAUUCAAAUACAGUAGAUGUCUAUAAAAUUAAAGAAAAAAAAUCCCAACAACAUUCUGCUCAUAGACACUCUGGUUUCUUUUCUCUUUGAAGCACAUUUAUUGUAAAACAUAGUAUAUCCAAUCUGGAAAGUAUCUAGCUAUACGUAAUGGAUUUCUAAAUCCCAGCAACAAGCUUUAUUUUAUAAACAUGAUAUGUGACAUAGCAGGAUGAAGCUGUGCUCAAUUGUAAAGUGGAAAGAAAAUUAUGUAUGGUUUUUAUUUUCUUAAUAAAAAUCUGAAAAGUUAGUUGGAAAAAAAUUGUUCAGCAUUUACAUCUAUAAAUCUUUGCAAGUGUGUCUUUACCACUUGUAUGUCUAGACUCUAGAGACUAAAACUGUUGCCUAUUCAUCAAUGCAAUUUAAUUUAAGCUCAGUCAGUGGGACAGUUGAACAGAGAUGGCAAAGUCUCUCUGCAGACUCCCAACCGGAUUAAGCUCUCGACGUUCAUUAGGCUAAGACAUAACUACCUUCAUUUACUCAUCCUUUGACUAUCAAUAAGAGUCAUUAUGACAAAAAAUGUAAGGUUAGCUACCAGUUACCUUUGUACAGACCAACAUGCGGUAGUUGCUGUUGAUCACAGCUUCAUUCAACUGGACAUGAGGUCUGCUGCAGGCCUUGAUCCAUGUCUUGCAUUCUUCCAGACUCCUUUUGGAUUUUAGAAAUGUAAUAAAUAAUAUAUUCCACCCAAACAAAAUAGAGCUCUCAUGACUCAGAUGGUCAAGAGAGUUUGUUUUUUUUACAAAAGAGAGACAGUCAAAGAUCCAUCCCUUUACUCCAUUGAAGUUCUGGACGUAAUUAGCUCCAUCCAUUCCCACUGAAGCUGUCACCAUAGUUCAUGGUGGAGAUGUGGUGCUCAGGGUGAUGUACAGCAUUUCCCCCCUAAGAAAGCAUGCUACUUUCAGGCUAAAAUGUUCAAUUUUGAUCUCAUCCAAGUUAUAGAUGAACUUCUUCCACAUGCUUGUUGGACUCCAGUCAGGACUUCUGGCUAUCUGCUCAGAUGCCAGAUUUAUGGAGUACUGGUUGUCCUAUUGGCAGAUUCUCCUUCGUGAGGUACAAAUCCCUGCAGGUUCUCCAGAGUUACAUUAACGUUGUGGCUGCUUCUCUGAUAACUGCUCUCUAUGCCAUGCAUGUCAGUUUGAAUGAAGGUCUUGACAAUUUUACAUUGCAAACUUAUUUUCUAAUGUUAAAAUAAGGUUAAAAUAUAAACUUAUUUUUACAUUUUGAUGAUGCAUUCGGCACUGCUCUGUAAGAUGUUCACAACGUGGGGUAGUUUUCCUAAGCUUAAUUUUAUUUUAAACUUCUUCAUAACUUUAUCCCCUCCAGUUAAAAGCAGUAUUGCCACAGCAUGAUGCUGCCUCCACCAUGCUGGUUGUUCUGUAGCAUUCUCUGAGUUCUUCACAGAACACUUGUAUUCAUAUCUAGAAUAAAAUACAAACAGGUGGGCUGUCUUUAAAGGUAGUUGGUUAUAUUGUUUUGCUCAUAGUGUGAAAUAAGGAAAUAUGUAGAAAAUAAUGUAUAUUUCAUUCUGCUUACAAAUAUGUGCUCUGUGUUGAUCUGUCAUCUUACAAUUGUGUGCUACUCUGUGUUGAUCUAAACUUCAUAUA